Molecule: messenger RNA, 933 nt
Organism: Juglans regia (Persian walnut)
Lineage: Eukaryota; Viridiplantae; Streptophyta; Magnoliopsida; Fagales; Juglandaceae
Product: protein FAR-RED IMPAIRED RESPONSE 1-like
Exons: 2
Coding region: 1-933 (310 amino acids)
Biological process (GO): regulation of DNA-templated transcription
Source: RefSeq, a predicted model, not a curated record
AUGAAUAAGAGUUUCCAUGCUUUUGUGACUGAGGCGGGUGGAUUUGAUGACAUACUAUUUGGAGAAAAAGAUUAUCGUAACUAUAUUGAUAAAGCACGACACCUGUGCCCUGGUAAAGGUGGUGCUCAAGCGUUGUUUGAGUAUUUUAGAAGGAUACAAUACAAGAAUGAUGGCUUUUUCAACCUGAUGGAAUUUGAUGAGGAUGAUAGACUGAAAAGUGUGUUUUGGGCGGACGCCUGUAGUAGAGGGGCCUACAAAUACUUUGUAGAUGUGGUAACAUUCGAUAUUACAUACCUGACAAAUAAGUAUGGAAUGCCAUUUGCACCUUUCAUAUUGCUUGUAACACGUAUUGCAAAAGUCCCUGAGAAGUUUGGUUCCCAUGGUCAAUACAAAUGUGGUCUGAAAAAUAAGUUGUUAUCUUGUGUCUAUGACUCCCUUACAAUCGAGGAGUUUGAGAAUUCUUGGAAGAGCCUCAAGGAUACUUUCAGCUUGUAUGAAAAUGCAUGGUUGCAAAGCUUAUAUGCGGAAAGAGAGUUUUGGGUGCCAAUAUAUUUAAAGAACUCGUUUUGGGUUGGAAUGAGUACAACUCAAUGCAGUGAGAGCAUGAAUGCUUUCUUCGAUGGCUACGUCCAUGCUAGGACAAACUUUAAAGAGUUUGUUGAUCAGUUCAACAAUGCUCUCAAGACAAAAAUUAAGAACAAAAACCAAGUUGACUUUAAUUCAGUUAACUUCACUAUUCAUUGCAUAUCACACUUGGCUAUUGAGAAGAAGUUUCAAGAUGUAUACACAAAUGCAAAAUUUAAGGAGGUUCAACAAGAUAUAAUGGGAAUGAUAUAUUGUCAUUGUCGUUUCGAGAAAAUGGAUGAAGUAAUUGCAACUUACGUGGUCGAUGAUCAAGUUAAGGCUGAAGAUUUCAUCAAGGAGGUUACGUAA